AUGGAAAGAAUAAGCUUUAGUUUUCUCCGUUUUACCAAAAUUUUUACGGUUUUAUUUUUUAUUUGGAUAAAAAGUUGUCACAAGGAUGAUAGAUCUCUCAGUAUUUCUUAUGAUAUUUCAUAUAAAUUAGGAAAUUCAUUUAAUAAUAGACCAAGUCGAUUAUUAUCGAAUUAUUACACUUAUGACGAAUUAAUGUGUGAUUACGUAAAUGAUUACAGAAUUCGUGAAAUGAUGAGAAAUAACCGAAAGAAUAAACAAAGGAAAAGAAAAGAAGACAUAUAUAAAAGCAAGCCUUAUGUUCAUGGAAAAAAAUUAAUGGAUGAAAUUAAUGAAACAUAUAAAAUUAAGAAAGGAAAAAAUUUUGUUAAAAAAUCAUACAAGAAGGGAAAAAAACUAAAAUUAUAUAUAAUGUUUGGAGUACCUCUAAUUGUAAGUGUGUUAUCUUCUUUUUAUUUUCCAUUAGCAUCUUCUAAUGGUAAUACAGGUUUAGUGUUUUUUAUGAUAGUAUUAUCCAUAAUAGCUACGUUCCUCCUUAUAUACUUUUUCAUAUUACUUUUAAAAUACCAUAAUUUGAAAAAGUGA
Messenger RNA from Plasmodium gonderi, 582 nucleotides. Its product is annotated as Plasmodium exported protein, unknown function. The transcript is spliced from 2 exons. The coding region runs from base 1 to 582 and encodes 193 amino acids. NCBI's taxonomy places the organism in Eukaryota, Apicomplexa, Aconoidasida, Haemosporida, Plasmodiidae. The record is from RefSeq and is a predicted model, not a curated record.